AUGGAUGCCCUCAGCGCAGCAAAUGUUGAAUUUUGUCUGGAUGUCUUCAAGGAGCUGACCUAUAACCACGCAGGAGACAAUGUCUUCUUCUCGCCGCUGAGUCUUCUUUACGCUCUUAGUGUGAUCCUCCUGGGAGCCAGAGGAAACAGCGCAGGGCAGAUGGAGAAGGUGCUUCACUUUAAUCAUAUUGUAGAAUCAUCAGGACCAGAGUUCAAGGACUUGGCUAAGUGCAGCCGAGCUGGAAGGAUUCACUCAGAGUUAGGAGUCCUUUUCUCCCAGAUCAAUCGGUCAGACUCCAGCUAUAUCCUCAGCAUCGCCAACAGACUCUACGGGACAAAGGCGAUGGCAUUCCAUGAGCAAUACUUACACUGUUCUGAGAAAUUGUAUCAAGCCAGGCUGCAAACUGUUGAUUUUGAACGGUCUGCUGAAGAAACAAGGAAAACCAUCAAUGCUUGGGUUGAAAGCAAAACUGAUGGAAAAGUCACUAACCUCUUUGGAAAAGGCACGAUUGAGCCCUCCUGUGUCAUGGUCCUGGUGAAUGCCAUAUAUUUCAAAGGACAAUGGCAGAAUAAGUUUCAGGAACGAGAGACAUUUAAAACCCCUUUUCAGUUAAGUAAGGGUAAAAGUGUAACUGUGGAGAUGAUGUAUCAGACUGGGAAGUUUAAAAUGGCUCUCAUUGAGGAACCACAGAUGCAGGUUUUGGAGCUGCCCUAUGUCAACAACACACUCGGUAUGAUCAUUCUGCUUCCAGUGGGCACGGCUGACAUAGACCAGGUAGAAAAGCAGCUGAACUCGAAGACCUUUCAGGAAUGGACCAACCCGUCCAACAUGGUGGAGAGGGACGUGGAAGUGCAUCUCCCGAGAUUCAAACUGGAGAUCAAGUACGAGCUCAACUCCCUGUUAGAGUCCCUCGGCAUGACAGACAUCUUCAGCCGGGUCAAAGCAGAUCUUUCUGGAAUGUCACCAGGCAAGGGCCUCUUUGUAUCAAAGGUCAUCCACAAGUCCCACGUGGAGGUCAGCGAGGAGGGCACAGAGGCAGCCGCGGCCACUGGCGACGUCCUGGCAGUAAAAAGACUUCCCGUCCGAGCUCAGUUCCUGGCGAACCGCCCCUUCCUGCUCUUCAUCAGGCACUUUCACACCAACAUGAUUCUCUUCUGUGGCAAGCUGGCCUCUCCCUGA
Messenger RNA from Rangifer tarandus platyrhynchus (Svalbard reindeer), 1179 nucleotides. The record is from the annotation of a GenBank genome assembly. Lineage: Eukaryota; Metazoa; Chordata; Mammalia; Artiodactyla; Cervidae.